AUGAACUCCAACCCCCAACAGACCCUGCUGUUGAGCCAGGUGCCUUGCCUCGGAACAGAGGUCAAGGGAAAGUCGACGACAAAUGCAUACCACGAGGUCAAGACUUACCUCAACUGCCGACUGGACGAUGAAGAUGCCAUCUUGAGCGCAUUUGCUCGAUUCAUCGCAGGAAUCGCCGACACCACUCAGCCGUACUUCCAUGCUCAACUCCCCGGAGGCGGCUGGCUCGUGAAUUGCGAGAGUGCAUUUGCGGCCACGGCGGAUUCGAAGCCUAAUUCGCUGGAGCUUCGGAAGCAAGACGUUCAAGGCCUGCAGGGCGAUUACUUUUGCAUCUCCGUAUCAAAAGGUGGAAUUGCCGCGGGCGUCUCGCAGCCCUCGGGCGCACUCCAUCUCACUGUCGCCCCAGAUGGCGACGUGUCUGCAGCCGGCUUGACUUUGAGGCUGCGUAUCAGCCACGGUCCGCUGGACGCUGCAACGCAUCUGCUCAAGUUAAUAGCAUCGCUGUUAAAGCUAAGCAGCCCUCAGCCUACAUUGUUGAGUCGCUUCAAUGUCGGCAUCGGACUCGAGUCACAAGGACAGCUCGGCCUCGGCCAGUCAAUCAAUCAACUACUGACCAGUGGCAUCGGUGGUGACGAUGCAUCUCUUGUUCAGACCGCUUUCGAGAGACAAGUUCAAAGUCGGCCAGACAACAUCCUUAUAGAGUACAUGUAUCGCGAUGAAGAGUCGUCACUCGAGUGCUCGCAACACCUGACGUACAAGGAUGUGGACGUUCGAGCUACGGCGCUGGCAGAACAGCUCGUGGAAAUCGAGCGGUAUGCCGACUGGCAGCCCAUGAUUGAGCAGCAGCGUGCCGUGCCAGUACUACUGCCCACAUGCCCUGAGCUCAUAAUUGCCAUUCUGGGAAUAUUGAAAGCCGGGUAUGCCGCCUGCCCUCUGGCUCUGGAUCGACCUGCUGAGAGCUUGCAAGAGGUUCUAGACGAUCUCAACGCCGUGCCGGUCAUUGGCCUUGGGAAGAAUCCCCUGCCAAUGGCUAAGCGGGGCAGCAACAACUCACGACAGUCCUCCUCCGGCACCUUCAUCUGGAUUGACAUGGACAAUGUGAGCGGGUGGAGGACCGGCCGGAUCUCCACGGCGUCCAUCCCGCGACCGUUGUCGGCGCCGGCAGCCAGCGACGUCGCGUACGUCAUCUUCACCAGCGGCUCGACGGGCAAGCCCAAGGGCGUCCUCGUGCCGCACAGCGCAAUGGUGGCCUCCAUCUCCAACUUUGCCCGCCGCGUCGCGCACCUGCCCACCGGCCCGCGCCUGCGGUGGUUCAUCAUGAACCUCCCCAGCUUCGACGCCUACCAGCUCGACGUGCUGCACGUCAUCCUGCGCGGCGGCACGCUGUGCAUGGCCGAGCGGAACCUCGUGCUCACGGACGUCGAGGGCACCAUCGACCGGCUGCGCGCGACGGCCACGACGACCGUGUCCAGCCUGGCCGUCAUCCUACGCCCGGAAAAGGUCCCGACGCUGCAGACCAUCGUCGCGGGCGGCGAGAUGCUGCACCAGCAAGUGGUCGACAAUUUCGGUCAGAGGGAUGCCCCGGCGAGGGGGAAGAAGCGAGGCCAGCAAACCCGCCAUCUCAUCAACGGCUACGGCCCGACGGAAACCGCCAUCGUCGUGGCGACGGAGGACAUCUCCGUCACGACGCGCGGUAGCAUCAUCGGAAGCGCCCUGCCGAGCGCCAUCAUCGUCAUCAUCGACCCGCAGUCGGAAUCCGCGCAGGAGCUGCCCGCCGGUGUCGCCGGCGAGCUCGCCAUCGGCGGGCCGCAGCUCAGCCGGGGCUAUCUCAACCGACCGGUGGAAACUGCGCAGGCGUUCGUCACGCACGACAUCCUGGGUCGGCUGUAUCGCACCGGAGACAAGGCGCGGGUGGUGUGGACCGGCGACGGGGAGCGCAAGAUCGAGAUCCUCGGCCGGCUCACGCUGGACCAGGUCAAGAUCAACGGCCGCCGCAUGGAGCUGGGCGAGGUCGAGUCGUGCCUGCUCAACGUGGCCCAGGUGCGCGAGGCGGCUGUCGUGGUCGUGCAGAACAGCAUGCUGGCUGCGUUCCUGGUGCUCCGUCAGGACGGCGGCGGGGAUGCGGUCAAGCUUGCGUGCAAGCAGCAGGCGAGCAGUCAGCUUGCGCCCUGGAUGUGUCCGGCGAGCUACCAUGUGGUGUCAAGCUUGCCGAGAACCCCGAAUGACAAGGUUGACAGGAGGAAGCUGACGCGUUCCAUGGAAGAGAUGGGUGUGGUCAAGGAUGAACAGCCGCCUCUACCCCAGGCACCUCUGCCCCAGGCGCCCCUGCCACAAACUCAUCAUCCAAAUAAGAUUCUUAACGGGGACAGCUUGGCGGAUGAGAACAACGGAAUCAGCAGGACAAGAGCUUUGAAUGGCAACGAGACUCCCAUGAAAGUAAGCGCUCUCAAUGGGAUAGAGCGCAUUGAGCAUACCGAGCCGUCCCAACCAGCCGCUGCUGCAGAGCCACGGACGUCCUUCAUCUCAUCCAGCACACAACCAGGCAAGAGCACGGAGGAGACUGCGGUGGAUUUGGUUUACAAAGGCCUCGCUGCAGCCGUAGGAGAGGGCGUGCGCAGUCAUCCUCAAGAGACGCCGAUAUCCAACAUUGGGCUGGACAGCAUCCGCGCCAUGACGUUUCUGCGCACACUGCGAGCCAACGGCGUCACGGGCUUGGCCAUACUGGAUGUCUUGUCCGCGGGAAACAUUAGCGAUGUCAUAACCAAACUCCGGACAGUCCUGAUUCAAGAGUCACUGAACGGAGUCUUUGGUUCAGAGAGGCCAACGAGCGUCGCUGGUACAGCUCGCAAUAGCAUGUCGCCUUCGGACGCGGGCGGCGUCAGAGAUGCAACAGCCACCAAGGGUCAUGAUGCCAGCGAGUAUACAGCAGGAGACCGUCUUUCCAAAAUCAUGACUCCCGAUGCUACCCCUCCAGAUGGAAAUUCCGUCGCGUCUCUCACAGAGAACCUCAAGUCCAUCCCCUUGGACGACGAAGACGCCAUCUACGAGCUCAGCCCCCAGGCCAAGAUCUGGCACUACAACUACCACUGCCGCGGCACCUGCGCCCAGGCGCUGAACCUGCGAGAGCAGGACAUCGAGCAGGUCCUCCCCGCGACGGGCAUCCAGAUGCGCCUGCUGCACCUGGCCACCGAUCCCACCUACAGCGACCCGCAGCGCUACCAGGGCAAGCCGCAAGUCGACCACGUCGUGUACCGGGUGCCCCCCGGCAUGGACGCGGCCCGGCUGCAGCGCGCCAUCGAGACCGUCGUCAGCCGGCACGAGAUCUUCCGGACCCUCUUCGCGCCGACCAAGCACCCGCUGGCCGAGUUCGCGCAGGUUGUGCUCGUCGCGGACUCGCCGCGCGCGGCGCUGCAGACGCGCACCCUCUACGUGGAGGGCCCCGGCGACGACAACGGCGCCGAGUGGAAGCAGAAGCUGGCCGUUGCGCAGGAGGACGCGGAGCGGUCGCUGGCGCUGGACACGCCGUCGAUCCGCGUGGCGUACGUGCAGUCGCUGGACGAGCGGCGGUGCGUGGUCGUCUUCUCGCUGUUCCACGCCGUCUACGACGGCGUGGCGUUCCGGCUGCUGCGCGCCGCGGUGGCCGCCGAGUACGCGGGCGCGGAGCUGGCCGGCGGCGGCCUGCUCCCGUUCCGCGCGGCGGUCGAGCGCCACCUCGAGGCCGACUGGCUCGAGACCAUCCUCUUCCUCAUGUCGCGGUACGCCAACGUGCCCGCGUUCCGCACGGGACGGCUGCGCCCGCGCGCCUCGCUGACGCGCGAGUACGACGAUCUGCACUACCGGCUGUACCCGUCCGUCUCGCACAUGCGGCGCUUCUCCAUCCGCUCGCGCGUCACGCUCGACGAUCUGAUGGGCCGGACAAGGUCCUCGGGCCUGCCCAUGUCCGGCCAGGCGGUCGCGCAGGCCGCGUGGGCCAAGAUGCUGAGCCAGACGCAGCGCGCGGGCAGCCCGCAGGCGGACGCGCAGGGCGGCGCGCCGACGUACGUCGAGUUCACCACGGCCGUCCACGGACGCUACUCGGACGAGGCCCGGCGGACCAUGGGCCCGCUGCUGGCCGGCCUCCCGAUGAUGGUGCCCAUCUCGGACAUUCGCGCGCAGAGCAGGACCAACAGGGACGUCUGCAACGCGCUCGCCGUGCAGCACCAGCAGCUGCUCCGGCACAUGGCCAUGCCCUGCCCCAACGUGGAGAUGGCCCAGGUCGGCAUGGACCGGGCGGACACGGGGCUCGUGCUGCAGAUCCACGACCUGGAGGACGAGGACGGCGGUGACGCGCGGACGAGGCUGCCGGACUUGCCGCUCUUCCACCACGACCAGAACGUGCUGCCUCCGUACAAGCCGCUCGACACGGGCUUCGUCAUCAUGGUCGAGGUGUGGCCGGGAGUCGCGGGCGGCGACGACAACUUGACGCUCAUCUGCAGCUACAACAGCCAGCGCCCAGGCUACGACUUUUUGUCCCGCUCUUGGGUGCUCAGUGCGGUGGUGAGCUUUGAUGAGGCGAUGGCUGAUAUCCUUGAGAACCCCGAGUCCUCCUUUUGUGCAGGCCCGGUUCUUGUAAAUGGCCAUGAAUGA
This is a messenger RNA of Cordyceps fumosorosea ARSEF 2679, 4626 nucleotides long. RefSeq names its product AMP-dependent synthetase/ligase. Gene Ontology annotation, cellular component: cytoplasm. The transcript has a single exon. Gene Ontology annotation, biological process: secondary metabolite biosynthetic process; amino acid activation for nonribosomal peptide biosynthetic process. Gene Ontology annotation, molecular function: catalytic activity; phosphopantetheine binding. The record is from RefSeq and is a predicted model, not a curated record. The coding region runs from base 1 to 4626 and encodes 1541 amino acids. NCBI's taxonomy places the organism in Eukaryota, Fungi, Ascomycota, Sordariomycetes, Hypocreales, Cordycipitaceae.